Molecule: messenger RNA, 2147 nt
Organism: Pyrenophora tritici-repentis Pt-1C-BFP
Lineage: Eukaryota; Fungi; Ascomycota; Dothideomycetes; Pleosporales; Pleosporaceae
Product: HEAT repeat protein
Biological process (GO): protein dephosphorylation
Cellular component (GO): protein phosphatase type 2A complex; cytoplasm
Molecular function (GO): protein phosphatase regulator activity
Source: RefSeq, a predicted model, not a curated record
ACGUCAACACGACGCCCGCGCUGAGCUCUCCACCGCGCAAUCUCCAUAACUUACAGCACAUAGACACCAACAUGGACGCGAAUCAGAAUGACGAGCUUUACCCCAUCGCCGUGCUGAUUGACGAGCUCAAGCACGACGACGUUAUCCUCCGCCUCAACGCAAUUCACCGACUGAACACAAUUGCUCUUGCGCUAGGCGCCGAGCGCACACGCGAGGAACUCAUCCCGUUUCUGGAUGAGUCUGUCGAGGACGAAGACGAGGUUCUUACGGCAUUGAGCGAGGAGCUGGGCAAGUUUGUCGAGUAUGUGGGAGGCCCCGAGCACGCCCAUGUGCUCCUCUCGCCUCUUGAGAACCUGGCUGCCAUAGAGGAGCCGCUUGUGCGCGAAAAGGCUGUCGAAUCACUCAACAAGAUCUGCGAGGAGCUGUCGCAGCAGCAGAUUGAGGAAAACUUCAUUCCCCUUGUUCUCCGCCUAUCAAAAGCCGACUGGUUCACGUCGAAGAUUUCCGCGACAGGCCUCUACCAGACGCCGUACAGCCGCGCUACACCCCCCUCACAAGAAGCCCUCAGGCAACACUACGGCCAGCUGGUGCACGAUGACACCCCCAUGGUGCGGAGACAGGCUGCGAACAAUCUGGCCAAGUUUAUCAAGGCCAUGCCGCCGUCGAUUGUCAUCGAUGAGAUGAUUCCUCUUUUCCAGCACCUCGCUUCAGACGACCAGGAUAGUGUACGACUCCUGACUGUCGACAUUCUCAUCGCCAUCGCCGAAGCCGUACCCAAGGAGCAGCAGUCGAGCCAUGGGGUUCUUCUGACUGCACUGCGAAGUCUGUUCGAGGACAAGAGCUGGAGGGUGCGAUACAUGGUCGCCGACCGAUUUGAGAAGAUUGCAAAAGCAGUCGACGAUGAGGUGGUCAACCGAGACCUUGUCCCGGCCUUUGUCAAGCUUCUCAAGGACACAGAGGCCGAGGUCCGCAGUGCGAUCGCAGGGCAGAUUCCAGGCUUCUGUGCCCUACUCGAGCGCGAGACGCUCUUGCACGACGUCAUGCCUAGCAUAGAAGAGUUGGUCUCAGACCAGUCGCAGCAUGUCCGCGCCGCGCUUGGCACCCAGAUCAGUGGACUGGCUCCAAUCCUCGGAAAGGAAGAAACCAUUUCACAUCUUCUACCCAUGUUCCUGCAGAUGCUCAAGGAUGAAUUCCCCGACGUCCGCCUCAACAUCAUCUCCAAGCUCGAAUCGGUCAACAACGUCAUCGGCAUCGAGCUCCUCUCACAAUCCCUCCUCCCCGCCAUCGUCCAGCUCGCCGAAGACAAGCAAUGGCGUGUGCGUCUCGCCAUUAUCGAAUACGUCCCCCUCCUCGCGUCGCAACUUGGUGUGCAAUUCUUCGACGAAAAGCUCAGCUCGCUGUGUAUGAGCUGGCUCGGCGACACCGUCUUCUCGAUCCGUGAGGCGUCAACACAGAACCUGAAGAAGUUGACUGAAGUGUUUGGGGUUGAAUGGGCUAACGACGCCAUCGUUCCCAAGGUGAUGGCCAUGGGCCAGCACCCGAACUACCUCUACCGGAUGACGACAUGCUUCGCCGUCUCGACACUCGCACCCGCGCUCAGCCUGGACGUGAUUGAGCAAUCCAUCAUCCCCAUGAUGGACAAGCUGGUCAACGACGACAUUCCCAACAUCCGAUUCAACGUGGCAAAGUCAUAUGGCCAGCUCAUCAACACACUCAAGCAGCUGCCGGAACAGGGUACCGUCAUUGCACUGGAAAAGGCAGGCACACCGGGCCAGGGCUGCCAAAAGGCAACGGACGUCAUCACGAAGAGCAUUCUUCCCAACCUGGAGAAGCUUCAACAGGACGACGACGUCGACGUACGAUACUUUGCAACAACGGCGGCGCAAAACUUCACGGACGCAAUGCAGACCUAGACGGUGGUAGUGCACGAUAAGAUGAAUGGCACGCAUGGAUAAUGACAUUGGUAGAUGGGAGAAUUCAGCCCGGUGAAGGCGGCGCAACGUUGGCCGAAGGGCACCAGGCUCAGUUUGAAGGACAGAUUCAAAAGCUUGGGAGGCCAGUAGUUGGGCUCACUGAGAGCAUGAUCCAUCAAGUUUACCCCUGUUAGAUAAUCAAGGGCAGCUUAUCAAUGCAUUACUAUGGCGUGA